Pelobates fuscus (common spadefoot toad) is the source of this 5824-nucleotide messenger RNA. RefSeq names its product phospholipase C beta 4 (gene PLCB4). The record is from RefSeq and is a predicted model, not a curated record. Gene Ontology annotation, biological process: lipid metabolic process; release of sequestered calcium ion into cytosol; phosphatidylinositol-mediated signaling. Bases 425 to 4054 code for a protein of 1209 amino acids. NCBI's taxonomy places the organism in Eukaryota, Metazoa, Chordata, Amphibia, Anura, Pelobatidae. The transcript is spliced from 41 exons. Gene Ontology annotation, molecular function: calcium ion binding; phosphatidylinositol-4,5-bisphosphate phospholipase C activity.
CCCGCGGAGCGGCUGUGAGCAGGAGGCGGCGAGCUGCCAGGGCUGGAGCUGUGACCGCAGGCACGCGCAGCGCGCACACGCCCCCCUCCAGGGACGGGUGUCUCGGGCUCACUGCCGGACCGGGCAAGUCCCAAUGACAAGCAGAGUGUGAUAUAAAGGCAGCCGGGCUGGCAGCACGGGCACACUGACUGGAUACGGCAGCAGGAAGACAUGGAUUUCCUAUGAUGAGCACCUCGAAAAUUACAGUGUGUGCGUAAUCCAGCUCUCCAGCAUUUGUUCGAUCCCAGAAUUUUACAGUAAUACUCCUGUGCAAUCCUCAGUCUCUCACCGGAGGUUAAAAGAAAGUCGACCAAUAACAUUUGGUUAAACGGACUACUCGUCUCAAGUCACAAGUGAAGAUCUCUCUGGCAUUCUAGAAGAAAACAUGGCGAAACCAUAUGAGUUCAACUGGCAGAAGGCUGUCCCUUCGUUCAUGCAAGAAGGGGCUGUGUUUGACAGAUACGAGGAGGAAUCGUUUGUGUUUGAGCCAAACUGCCUCUUUAAAAUGGAUGAAUUUGGAUUUUUCCUUUCAUGGAAAAGUGAAGGAAAGGAAGGACAAGUUUUGGAAUGUUCUCUGAUCAACAGCAUUCGAUGUGGCGCCGUACCAAAGGAUCCAAAAAUUCUCUCUGCACUUGAGGCUGCAGGGAAAACGGAACAGGAGCUGGAGGGGCGAAUAGUGUGCGUCUGUUCUGGUCCAGAUCUGGUCAACAUAAGCUUCAUAUUCAUGGUGGCAGAGAGUGUAGACGUAGCCAAGCAAUGGGUAGAAGGUCUAAGGUCUAUUACGCAUAAUUUUAGAGCCAACAACGUCAGUCCCAUGACAUGUCUCACAAAACACUGGAUGAAACUGACAUUUCUUACUAACGUAAAUGGAAAGAUUCCGGUUAGAAGUAUUACGAGAACCUUUGCGUCAGGAAAAACUGAAAAAGUCAUCUUUCAAGCACUUAAAGAAUUAGGUCUCCCUAGUGGAAAGAAUGAUGAAAUUGAGGCUUCUGCUUUCACGUUUGAAAAGUUUUAUGAACUCACACAAAAGAUUUGUCCUCGAACAGACAUAGAAGAGUUAUAUAAAAGAAUCAUUGGAGAAAAAGCUGAUUUUUUAACCGUAGACCAAUUAGUGAGCUUUCUAAAUGAACACCAACGGGACCCGCGACUGAAUGAAAUUCUAUUUCCGUUCUUUGAUGCGAAAAGGGCCAUGCAGAUUGUAGAAAUGUAUGAGCCAUUCGAAGAACUAAAGAAAAAAGGUUGCAUAUCUAGUGAUGGUUUUUGCAGAUAUUUGAUGUCUGAUGAAAAUGCCCCGGUCUUCCUCGACCGCUUGGAAUUAUACCAGGAGAUGGAUCAUCCUCUCGCGCACUAUUUUAUCAGCUCCUCCCACAAUACGUACCUAACUGGGAGACAGUUUGGUGGAAAGUCUUCCGUGGAAAUGUACAAACAAGUCCUUCUGUCAGGAUGCAGGUGUGUGGAACUGGAUUGCUGGGAUGGAAAAGGAGAAGAUCAGGAACCCAUAAUAACGCACGGGAAGGCUAUGUGUACGGAUAUCUUAUUCAAAGAUGUCAUUCAAGCGAUCAAGGAAACUGCGUUUGUCACUUCGGAAUAUCCAGUAAUCCUCUCUUUUGAGAAUCAUUGCAGCAAAUAUCAACAGUACAAAAUGUCUAAAUACUGCGAAGAUAUAUUUGGAGACCUACUUCUGAAGCAGCCUAUUGAGAGCCAUCCCCUCGAAGCUGGGAGACCAUUGCCCUCUCCUAAUGACCUCAAAAAGAAAAUCCUCAUUAAAAAUAAACGACUGAAAGCGGAAGUGGAAAAAAAGCAGCUGGAAGCAUUAAAAAGUAUGAUGGAAGCUGGAGAAACAGUGGCUCCAGUCAGCAUCCUUGAAGAUGACAUUGAAGAAGAAAUCGAAAAUGCUGAUCAAGAAGAAGAAGCACAUCCUGAAUAUAAAUUUGGAACUGAGCUCUCGGCCGAUGACAUCAGUCAAAAAGAAGUUGCUUUAAAUGUUGCAAAAAAGGCUUUGGAGGAUGCGGAGCAAGAAAAUAACAACAAAAAGGGUACAGUAACAGUGGAAGUGGAAGAUGAACAAGCUUGGAUGGCUAACUAUAAAUAUGUUGGAGCAACUACAAACAUUCAUCCUUUCUUAUCUACAAUGAUCAAUUAUGCGCAACCAGUAAAGUUUCAAGGAUUCAAAGCUGCAGAAGAAAAGAACAUUCAUUUUAACAUGUCAUCCUUCAACGAGUCUGUUGGUUUGGGAUAUCUGAAGACGCAUGCAAUAGAGUUUGUGAAUUAUAACAAACGUCAGAUGAGUCGGAUUUACCCCAAGGGAGGCAGAGUGGAUUCCAGUAAUUACAUGCCUCAGAUUUUCUGGAACGCCGGCUGCCAGAUGGUCUCUCUGAACUUUCAGACCCCAGAUCUAGCGAUGCAGCUCAAUCAGGGAAAAUAUGAAUACAAUGGAUCUUGUGGGUACCUCCUUAAACCAGAUUUCAUGCGUCGUCCUGAUCGAACGUUUGACCCUUUUUCAGAAACCCCCGUAGAUGGUGUGAUUGCAGCAACUUGUUCUGUUCAGGUAAUAUCUGGACAGUUCCUCUCAGACAAAAAAGUCGGGACAUAUGUAGAAGUAGACAUGUAUGGAUUACCCACAGACACCAUACGGAAGGAGUUCCGUACUCGUAUGGUAAUGAACAAUGGCCUGAAUCCGGUUUACAAUGAAGAUCCAUUUGUAUUCCGUAAGGUUAUCUUACCUGACCUUGCUGUGCUAAGGAUAGCAGUGUAUGAUGACAAUAAUAAACUGAUAGGCCAGAGGAUAUUGCCGCUAGAUGGUCUGCAGGCUGGAUACCGACACAUUUCACUUCGAAAUGAAGGCAACAAGCCAGUUUCCUUACCUACAGUCUUCUGUAACAUUGUCCUGAAGACCUAUGUUCCUGAUGGUUUUGGAGAUAUUGUUGAUGCCUUAUCAGAUCCAAAGAAGUUUCUUUCUAUCACUGAAAAAAGAGCCGACCAAAUGAGGGCGAUGGGCAUUGAAACAAGUGAUAUAGCAGAUGUGCCAAAUGACAACUCAAAAAAUGAUAAAAAAGGGAAGGUCAAUAAUGCCAAAACAAACGUGACUCCUCAAAGCAGCUCCGAACUGAGGCCAGCGACAACGUCCACAUCUGGUACAGGGCUAGAAUCUAAAAGAGUAAUGGAACUCGUUCCUCAGGUGAAACUUGAAGAGUUGAAACAAAUGAAGGCAUACAUCAAACAGCUGAAGAAGCAACAGAAAGAAGUCAAUGCUCUGAAGAAGAAACAUGGGAAGGAAGAGAGCUCUAUGCAAAAGGCGCACUGUACACAAUCAGACAAGUUAGUGGCACAGUUUGCUAAAGAAAAAAUGUCUAUUGAGAAGACCUUAGAGAAAGCAAUCAAGAAAAAAGGAGGAAGUAACUGUCAGGAAAUGAAGAAAGAAACUGAAAAUAAAAUUCAGGUAUUAACGUCAGAUCAUAAUUCCAAGGUGAACGAGUAUGUGGCACAGCAUACAAAAGAGUGGUCAGAUUUACGCAGCGCACAGAGCGCAGAGGAACAAGAACUGCGGGAUCUUCAUUUAAGACAGCAAUGCGACCUCCUAAAAAAACUGCUUAUCAAUGUCCAAGAACAGCAGGCCCAGCAGUUAAAGCUGUCACAGGAAAGAGAAAGCAAGGACAUGAAGGCCAACCAAGCCAAAAUAUCAAUGGAAAAUAGCAAAGUCAUAAACCAGGAUAAAUCUAUAAAGAAUAAAGCUGAGAGAGAAAGGCGAGUGAGGGAACUGAACAGCAGCAACACAAAGAAGUUCCUUGAAGAGAGAAAAAGAUUGGCAAUGAAGCACUCUAAAGAAAUGGAUCAGUUAAAAAAAGUUCAAGAAGAAUAUUUGGAAAUCCUCGAGAAGCAAAACGAACAGCUUUUGAACUCCUGUCAUGCAGUGUCUCACUCACAAGGCAAAGGAGAUGCAGCAGAUGGUCAAAAUGGAGGCAGAGAUGGGACGCAGGCCAGCAACAGUUGUGUAAGACUGCAAAAUGCCAACUGAAGUCGAAAAACAAUUCACUGUCCUUUUAAAGAACACUGUAAAAUACAGACCACAAACACUGACGACGAAGCGUGCUCUUAUGUUGUACCCCUUUGUCUAGGCAAGACACAAAAAGUGGUGAAUUAAAGACUGGCAUCUUUCCCUUUAACAUUUUGAGCACUGUAAUAUUUAUUCUAAAGAAUUAUAAUUCUAAAGUUCAAAGAGAUAUUUUUUACUAAGGAUAAACCAUUUGUUAAUAUUUUUUUUAUUAUUUGCAGCCUGUGUCAUCUGGUCUCUGUUAAAUGGUUUUUGUUUUGUUUUGUUUUUACUUUAACUGAUACUGAGAAAAAUGCAAAUCUUUUUUAUGUUUUUUUUUUUUUUUCUUUUUGUAUUUUAUUGAAGCUCUAUCUAAGCUUCUCUACUUAUGGCAACUAUGCUAAAUGUGUUUUAUGUCCGAUGGCUGUCAGCAAAGUUCACUAAGUAGUGCUACUGAAAAAAAACCUAUGUUUAUGAAGAAUCAAUCAACUACCUUCCAGCGCAGUGUGCUAGAACACUGGUGUCAUUUUUUUUAUUUGCAAUCUUUGGGAUUUGUGAGGAUAGGCUAAUAGAGUUGUGUGAUUUUUAAAUUUUUUAAAACAUUUUUAACAUUAAAUCAGCGUACUCAGAAGUACAGUGCGCAUAACAGAAAUUGUCCUGUUUUGACAAUACCCAACAAGCACAAAGUGUUCCCAUCUAUAAAGCGUCCCCCAAAACUACCUUUCUCUAAAGCUGUGCUUGCAGACAACUUAGCAGUUUUUGUUAAAUUGUAUACUUAAGGCAGAGCAGGGCAUAGAGAACAAAACACUGAAAGGGAAAGGGUGUUUGUUGAUCAGAAAUACAAAUUGCCUACUGUAUCCAAGCAAUUUUCUUGUUCUGUUUUGCGUGGGAUGCAAGAAAAUGACGUUUUUUUUUCUGAUUCAUGUACUAUUCCUUUCUACCCCUUUGCAUGGCUUUGUUCUAUAGGACUGUAUAAUUUAUCCAUACCGCCAAGCAAAGCAGAGCUAAAUACAUCUGUUCAACUACAAGUCUCAGGAUUCUCGGUUUUGUAGCUAAACAAUGUCUCGGAUUUAUGGGGGUUAUUUUUUUUUAGAACAGUUGGAGUGUGAGAAAGAAAAAGCUAUUAAUGGAUAUACUGGCUAUUCAAUGAUAAACAUGUAUUCAAAGUGGCACUGUCUCUUUGCUUAGAUUGAAAUAUUAGUAUGUUAGGAGUUUAUUAUGGAUAGAACACUUUAAGGACAGUGCCACUUUAAACAUCUAUGUUCUGAGAAAAACAUAAAUUCAGUCCCUGUUAAACAGUUGAAUUAUAUUUUGUUUUAGUGUCAAAGAAAUGUGCACAGCCCUUGUAUUCGAUGCUUCUGGCUUUUUGGGGGAUGUAUUGAUUAAUAAUGAGUGGUGGUGGAUUUAAAAAUCAAGGCCAAAGAAUUACGCAAAACAAUUUUUAGUGAAUAAACCCUUUUUUCAUUUUACUAACACACGGUGAAGAUGCAUAACAGUGUUGCUGGGUCAACAUUGAUGCAGUCAUGCCCAUAUUAGCACGUGUGCUUACGAAUAAUAUUAGCGCUGGACAGAAAGCAUGAGAAAAAGUGGACUAAUCAGGGCUGCGUCUUAACAGCGCUGUUGCCAUUGAUUUACGGUAUAUUUAUAAAUAUAUAUAUGUGCAAUAGUGCAACAAGCUUGACAUCAUUUUUAGAGCGUUGGGUUUAUCGCUACUUUAUAAAAACUAAAAUAAAAAACAAUUGGGGAAUUUUGCAA